ACCAAACUUUCCUAUAUAAGAAACGCCACCCAUUCUAUUCAUCACUAGCUCCAUCUCUUUCUCUCUCGCUUAGUUUGUGAUAUAGUAAAACAUGGGAGCUCUUGAUUCUCUCUCUGAGUAUUUCUCUAACCAUUUCGACGUCUCAAUUAGAAAACGGAAGAAGCGUAAAGUCAUGCAGACGGUGAAUAUAAAGGUAAAGAUAGACUGUGACGGAUGCGAACGCAAAAUCAAGAACGCUGUUUCCUCCAUGAAAGGAGCAAAAUCAGUGGAAGUGAACAGAAAGAUUCACAAAGUGACGGUGAGUGGCUACGUGGAUCCCAAGAAAGUGCUGAAGACAGUGCAGAGCACCGGGAAGAAGAAAGCUGAGUUGUGGCCGUAUGUUCCGUACACAAUGGUUGCUUAUCCGUACGCCGCCGGAGCUUACGACAAGAGAGCCCCACCGGGUUUCGUGAGGAAGUCAGAGCAAGCUCAGGCGCAGCCGGGAGGUACAGACGAUAAGCUCAUGUCCCUUUUCAGCGACGAGAACCCUAACGCCUGCACUGUUAUGUGAAUAAGCCGGUGUUAUAUAAUUAAUUAAUAAUGUAUAACGUUUUAUAAAGUUUAUAGUGGAACUUUUUUUUGUUACUGUAUUAAGUCAGAAGCAAAACAAAUAUAGUAAUUACUCUGCGUUUAACUAGCUAGUAGUGGCUUUUUAUCUCCUAAUAAUAUAGUUUUACUUGCUUUCUGUAUGAA
Molecule: messenger RNA, 732 nt
Organism: Camelina sativa (false flax)
Lineage: Eukaryota; Viridiplantae; Streptophyta; Magnoliopsida; Brassicales; Brassicaceae
Product: heavy metal-associated isoprenylated plant protein 22
Molecular function (GO): metal ion binding
Source: RefSeq, a predicted model, not a curated record